UUCCCUCUUCAUCAGCGACCAGCGGCUCAGCCCCUCUCUCGCUUUCUCUCUCUCUCUCUCCGAUUAAAAUCAAGAAUUUCCUUUUAAUUUGCAGAGUCUGUGAACUUCAACAGCAAACUCAGAUGGGUCAGAAGAAGAAGACUGCUUCGUUGUUCAUCAGGCUUGUUUCAGCUGCUGGGACUGGAUUCUUUUAUGUGAAGAGGAAGAACCCCAAGAGGAUCCAGACGAAGCUUGAGUUCCGAAAGUAUGACCCACGUGUGAAUCGUCAUGUUCUGUUUACUGAGGCAAAGAUGAAGUGAAUGAGAAGCCGCCCUCGGAUAAUGCCAAUCUGUGCUUAUCCCUUAUCUUGGAUCAAUACCAUGUUGCUGCUAUUCCUUCUAAACAGAAUAUUUGUACUAACUUGAGCUAGAUACAAAAAUUAUCUUCCGUGCUGUUUUGUUUUCGGUGUGAUAAUUUCGGCACUGUUUGGUACAAUUUGAUAAUUAGAAACCAGAAGUUAAACAUAUAUCUAUCCCAAGUUAUUUUUA
Camellia sinensis is the source of this 527-nucleotide messenger RNA. NCBI's taxonomy places the organism in Eukaryota, Viridiplantae, Streptophyta, Magnoliopsida, Ericales, Theaceae. The record is from RefSeq and is a predicted model, not a curated record.